CCCCCGAAAGCAGAAAGCGGACCGCCACGCCUGUAGGCGGACCAGCGCCAUCGUCAGACCAGACGCUGGAUACAGACAACAACAGUGGCAGACCGAGAGAGAAAGACCGCAUUUCUUUUUUUGCUUUCAGUUAUGGGUGUAGUCUGAGAGGUGGAAAUUGUAAUUGCACUGCAGCUUUACCUCGAAGUUUAAUCCUCAUGAAGGAGCUCCGUCCUGGCUGAGUUGGGAGAUGGGAGUACUUAACAUUGCAGACCAGCCUCCUCUGGUCCAGGCCAUCUUCAGUCGGAAUACUGAAGAAGUUCAACUGUUAUUGCACAGAAAGGAAGAUGUCAAUGCACUGGACCAUGAGCGCCGCACACCACUUCAUGCUGCUGCCUGUGUGGGUGAUGUCCAUAUUAUGGACCUCCUCAUUGAAUCAGGUGCCAGUGUAAAUGCUAAAGACAACGUUUGGUUGACCCCGUUGCACAGGGCAGCUGCUUCAAGGAAUGAAAGAGCAGUGGGUCUUCUGCUGAGGCGCGGAGCCGAGGCAAACACGCGAGACAAGUUCUGGCAGACGCCGCUGCAUGUGGCUGCUGCCAACCGUGCCACGCGCUGCGCAGAGGCUCUGCUGACCCAGCUGAGCAACCUGAACAUGGCAGAUCGCACCGGUCGGACUGCCCUGCACCAUGCGGCUCAGAGUGGUUUCCAAGAGAUGGUGAAGCUGCUGCUGAACAAAGGAGCCAACCUGAGUGCCAUUGAUAAGAAGGAGAGGCAACCUAUUCAUUGUGCUGCUUAUUUGGGACAUUUGGAGGUUGUGAAGAUGCUGGUAUCCCGUGGUGCUGACAAGAGCUGCAAGGAUAAGCUGGGUUAUACUCCUCUCCAUGCUGCUGCUGCAAGUGGUCACAUCGAAAUUGUAAAGUACCUUCUGAGGAUGGGAGCAGAGAUUGAUGAGCCCAACGGCUUCGGAAACACUGCGCUUCACGUGGCUUGCUACAUGGGACAGGAAGCUGUGGCGACUGAGCUGGUGAACCACGGCGCUAAUGUUAACCAGCCCAACAAGUGUGGCUUCACCCCUCUGCACCUGGCUGCCGUCUCCACCAAUGGUGCCCUGUGUUUGGAGUUGCUGGUCAACAAUGGGGCUGAUGUCAACCAGCAGAGCAAAGAAGGGAAGAGCCCCCUGCACAUGGCAGCCAUUCAUGGACGCUUCACACGCUCUCAGAUCCUCAUCCAAAACGGUGGGGAAAUUGACUGUGUGGAUAAAUAUGGCAAUACCCCCCUCCACGUUGCUGCUAAGUAUGGCCAUGAACUGCUGAUCAGCACUCUGAUGACCAACGGAGCAGACACAGCCAGACGUGGGAUCAAUGGAAUGUUCCCCUUGCACUUAGCUGUGCUGUACGGGUUUUCAGACUGUUGUCGCAAGUUACUCUCCUCAGGUCAGCUGUAUAGUAUAGUUUCAUCUAUGAGUAAAGAGCAUGUGCUAUCGGCUGGGUUUGACAUUAACACCCCUGACAACUUUGGGAGGACCUGUCUACACGCUGCUGCCUCUGGAGGAAAUGUUGAAUGUCUGAACUUGCUCUUAAGUAGCGGUACUGACUUGAACAAGAGAGACAUAAUGGGAAGGACACCAUUGCACUAUGCGGCUGCUAAUGGGAGGUACCAGUGCACCGUGGCUCUGGUGAAUGCUGGCGCCGAGGUAAACGAGCAAGACCAGACUGGCUGCACUCCCCUGCACUACUCUGCUGCCUCCCAAGCCUUCAGCAGAACUGAUCGCCAAUUUUCUGGGAACCAUCAAAAUACUGAGGAUGAGACGAAAGAGUCGUACUUUUGCUUGGAGCAUCUUCUGGACAAUGGUGCUGAUCCAUCUAUGGUCAACUCUAAAGGUUACAGUGCUGUUCACUAUGCAGCUUACCAUGGCAACAAGCAGAACCUGGAGCUGCUCUUGGAGAUGUCCUUUAAUGCACUUGGAGACAUAGAGAGCAGCAUUCCAGUCAGUCCUCUUCAUCUCGCUGCUGAUCGGGGCCACUGGCAGGCCCUGCGUGUGCUCACGGAGACGGCAGCCUAUGUGGACAUGCAGGACGCUGCCGGCCGCUCUGUGCUCUACCUGGCGGCGCAGAAAGGCUACGCUCGCUGCGUGGAGGUGCUUUUAGCUCAGGGGGCCUCCUGUUUGCUCAACGACAACCAUCUCAUGUGGACUCCGAUUCACGUUGCAGCUGCAAAUGGUCACUCGGACUGCCUGCGCAUGAUGAUCGACUACGGGGAGGAGGGGGAUCUCAUCAAUGUCACGGACAAAUUUGGCCAAACCCCUUUAAUGCUUUCUGUUCUGGGAGGGCACACUGACUGUGUCCACUUCCUGCUGGAGAAAAGCGCUCUACCGGACGCGAAGGACAAGAGAGGACACACGGCUUUGCACAGAGGGGCAGUGUUGGGACAUGAUGACUGUGUAGCAGCUCUGCUGGAGCACAAAGCUUCUCCGUUAUGUCGGGACGCCCAGGGUAGGACACCGCUGCACUAUGCUGCCUCCAGAGGCCACACAGAGAUACUGGCCAGUCUGGUACAGGUCACCAUGGCAACUGACCCACAGGACAAACUGCUGGAUAACAAACAAUACACGCCGAUACACUGGGCUGCUUACAAAGGGCAUGAAGACUGUUUGGAGGUUUUACUUGAAUUUAAAACAUUUAUUCAUGAAGAGGGAGACCCUUUCACUCCCCUGCACUGUGCUCUGAUGAACGGCCACAGUGGCGCUGCAGAGAGGCUGCUGGAAUCUGCCAGGGUCCACAUGAUUAACACCCGAGACGCCAAAGGAAGGACCCCGCUGCAUGCAGCUGCGUUCGCUGAGGAUGUGGCAGGACUUCAGCUGGUGCUUCGCCACGGCGCAGAGAUCAAUGCCGUGGAUACGAGUGGACGCUCUGCUCUGAUGGUUGCUGCUGACAGGGGACUCAGCGGCACUGUGGCCAUCCUCCUCCACCGAGCCAAGGCCGACCUGACACUGCUGGAUGAGAACAGGAACACUGCCCUGCACCUGGCCUGCAGCAAGGCCCAUGAGAUGUGCGCUCUGCUGAUUCUGGGAGAGAUCCACAAUCCCACUCUGAUUAAUGCCACCAACAGUGCACUGCAAAUGCCCCUCCAUCUUGCAGCUCGUAACGGCCUGGCUACGGUGGUGCAGGCACUGCUGAGUAGAGGAGCCACGGUGCUGGCUGUGGAUGAGGAAGGCCACACCCCGGCUCUGGCCUGUGCCCCCAACAAGGACGUGGCUGACUGCCUGGCUCUGAUCCUAUCUACCAUGAAGCCUUUCCCUCAGCGGGACCCUUCCUCCUGCUCCUCCUCCUCGCCCACCGUCUCCUCCUCCGCGGGUCUCAACUUGCUGAAGCACUGCGGCAUCACCGCCGCCUGCUCCCCUCUGCCCAGCAACGGCCUCCACAACGGCUACGUCAAAGACCGCCACGGUGCACCGGUGGGCCUGGACGGGUGUCUGUCUGAGUGAACUCAGCCAGCUGCUAUCAACAUCACCACCACCAGGGGGCGACUACCUUAAACAUGGUCAAGAGGACCAGAAGAGCACCCACCCACAUGUCUGUUUUCUCUGUAUGUACGUGUUUGUGCGUCUGUGCGUGCGUGAGCGUUUGGUCUUCUCUUGAGGUGCAGUCAAACCUAUUAUGCAAUUAGAUCCCAUUCCUCCGUCUCCUGGUAGUGCUUAAUGCAAAGAGGCAGGUCGCUCUACAAGGUCACCACGACGAGGCAUUUACUACGAACUAGCAAUCUGGCCAUCUCUAAAUUAUUUAACCCUUUAAAGCCCUGCUGACGUCAUUAUACAGCCAACUUCUCAGAGCAUGGCGGUAUCUUCACCAACUGUCCUCUUUCUCCAUAUCAUUCAGUAGAGAAGUCAUAUCAUGUUUAACCAGAAAGGUGACCUUGUAGAGGAUUGUUCAGCCUUCCCAAAAAAAAUGAUCAAAGAGUUUGUGAGCCUUUUUUUUUAAUUAUUAAAUUGUCUACUAGCCUAGAUUUUUAUGAAGGAACCACACAAGGGAAAGUCAAAGUUCUUGCGUAAGAGUGCAAUGCUUUUUGUACUACAGUACAAUCUGAAAUUUGGGAAAAAGGGUCAUAAAGUUGUUAAAUCCUUAGCUUACUCUAAACGUAUGGCCUAGAAUUGUUUGGCAUUUUAAAAUGAUUUGGUAAAUGCUGCUGAAUUCAUUAGCAUGUCUCCUUCCAAAGGAGAGCCAUUCUGGGGUCGGGCCGAAACAUCCCUACGUACCGCGUACCGACCCCGCUUUUUGUUUUUAAAGAUGCUAAAUAAGUGUUUGUUAAGCUAGAAUGUUUCUAAGCAUAUAAGUUAUGACCAAAGUUGAUCAACACUACUAUGGCUAUAAAUUAUUUAUUUGAGAUGAACUGUACUGUAUAGAGAAAGACAAUAGAUCUCGAUAUACCUCGUCAACUCGUUUAGCAGCUGCUUCAUCUUCACCCAGGGUCCGUAGGCCUAACGUUCUCUUCUUCUUUUGUUUGUUUUGUUUGUUUGUUUGUUUUCGUAGGACUUAGAGAACUGCUGUAGGAUAGUGACUGACUGAGGCCUUGUUUAUUUCUAGAUGAAGGCUUUACUAGUAAUAUCUGCCAACAACACCUCAUCGAAGCAUCUUAUAUCUGAGCACAUAAAUGAACAAGCCAUUUCAAUUUAUUUCCCAUCUCUUUAACAGUGUUUUCCAGAGAAUAUUUCACAAUUUGAAUGGCCUGAUUACUGAAAGAGAGCAAUCAGUCUUGUUUUUAGGCACUAAUAAUAUUUUCCUUUCCUUUUGUUUUUUUUGGUGCGUGUGUCUUUAAAUUUGGAGCUGGCCAUUGACGUUUAAGCUCUCGCUAACGGAGUAUUUUGUGGAGCUGGUGAAGUUGUCUUAAGAAUCUACAUCGCAGCUUCUUAGUGGUGAACUGAUCCGUUUAAACAAAUAUUGUCUCUUUUUCUUUUGAACUAUUAUAAUUAUUGGGCGGUUUCCAAGCAAUAUUUUCUUUUUUGCCUUUUUGUUGAGCGUUAAUAAAUAGACAAUCACUGUCACAAGGGCUUUUGUUUCCCUAGAAUGUGUUUUGAUUUCUUUUUCAUUUUUUUAAAUUUACCUAAAGACUAAACGAAUGGCUCUGUGCGUGCCGGGCAUUUUACUGUCAGUGUCAACUUAAAUGCACUGGAUUGCCUUUGUGGCAUCUCAAGAAAUGCCUUUUGACCCAUGCCUUCUACGACGCUUCAUUUCAGUUGGAUUGCUUGGUGGCAGAACGUAACGAGCCCUGACACUGAUUAUGUUGCCGCCCGUUUGAUGGCAGCGGCAUUUAACUACAGUUACACCAUCGUAUCUAAUGGGAGUUUUAAGUAGAUAAACAAAUAAUUAAAUAAAUGCUUGGCUUAUCUUUACGCUCUGGCAUUGUUAGUGGAGCAGGGAGGUCGUAUCCCUGCAAGAAACAAAUAGGGCUAAGAAGAGAAGAAGAAGAAGAAGAAGUAUCUCUGCUUAGGCCAAUCCCUGUUUAGAUUUCAGGAAUAGCAGAAAUCCAAAUAUGUGCUUUUAUUUGUGUUAAUUUAGUCGUCUCCUCAUCCCAUUUUCUGGUAUUAAGCAUACUAAAGAUGAUUGUAUCAGACCACUAGAGCUGUUGGUGACUCCUAGAUGUUUUAUCUAUGCUAUUUAGUUGUGUUGAGCCAUCUGACGGUGGUUAGCUUACACUGAGUCAGAUGAGUUUCCUUGGUGUGAUGACUUCAUAUCCUCUGGUGUUGAAGUGGCACAAUUGCACACGUUAGUUUGACUGGAUAAGAGAAGAGGACCUAGAAUAGACUUUGUUGUUGAAUACACUUUACCAAGGAAGCAAUGCUUUCACGGCGGUGUAUUAAGCUUGAUUUUUGUUUCUCAAACUGACAAAUAUUCUUUUCAGAGCAGCAAUCUCAUUGAGUUAAGAGUUGUAGAUUACUACUUUAUUCGGCAUCCAUAACUGACUGAAACUGAACAAAUCUGUGAAGCCCAGCCUUUUGUUCUUCUAUUGGAAAGGCGGUGAUGUUAGUCGGGGCUUUUUCACCAAACUGGUUCCAGUGCUAAACUGUUGCUGGUGCUUCCUUGGCGCCAGUUGUUUCUGUUUCCAGCUCUGGUAGCGAUUAACUGGUUCAUUCUUUCCUCCAACUGGGAUGGGGAAAAAAACACUUUGACCAGGAGCUGGAAGUGGGGAAAAGAGAGAUAAACAACCAAUAAUUUUACUAAUUUAAAACAAAAAUGGAAAGAAAAAAACACUUGAAUUUCAUAUUUAUAGCUAAACUCACUCCCUCUCAUGUUUCCAUUAAUUAUAUUCAGAUCCCCAGCUUAGUUUCUGAACACUAAGUUAUUUUCCAUCCUCAGAUACUGUUGAUAAAUGCUCUAAUCGCUGUGUUUAAGAGUUAAUCGCAACGCUGCUGGUGGUAUUAAGAGUUAAUAAAUUAAUCUGGUGACAAUAGAGCAUCUUUUUGCACAAAUGGGGAGAAAAUUUUAAUUUUUGGAGUUAAAAGCACUGAUAUCAUCCUGGGAAAUUAGAAAUAAAAGUGAUAAAAGGUGAGAUGCACAUAGAUUAAACCAACCUGUUUCUGGCUCCAGGUUUUUUCUCUCUUUCUUUUUCUUUUUUUUGGAACCACUUUAGUGGAAAACGCCCCAGUAGUACUGCAGAUAGGUACAUAAUUUCGCUAUUCUUCUCAGGAUUCCUGCUAAAGCAGCAGGUCGAGUUUCUUAAUUCAAUCAGAUCUCUUAUAUCUAAAGUUUUUUCAGUUUUUUUUUUUUUUUUUAACAUAUAUAUUAUUUUUCUCCCCAAGAUGGGAUGUUCCAAAAUUCAAUUUUUUAAAAAUCUGUUAUCCUACAGCACUUAAUUACGUAGUCAAGCACGCACUUUAGUACAUUCAGGUUCUAAGUGUGCAAAGUAGAGCAGAUGUAAUGUAUGUACUUAUGUUUACAUGCAUGUGUUGCUGCUGAAUACAGGAAAUGUAAAUGAGAAAAGGUGAAAAGGAAAGAAAAGAAGCAAAGGCUGCAACUAAAUUGUACUCCAUCAAUGCAUUAUUUAAAAAAAAUAAAACAUUUAUGAAUAUAUAUAUUGAAUAAAAAAGUGGUGCUUUCAAGCACUUGUGACAGAGUCCGCUCCCUGCUGACUUAUGUUAUCUCUUCCCAUCACCCAGCCUACUGUUAACAAUGCAGACUUUGGCCUAAGUCCUGUAAAGUCAGUUGAGAGAUUAAACCAACACCUCAGGCAGGCGGGCAGGCUUCACUAAACACCCUCCAUAUCCUCUGCCAUCUGUAGGUGCUGUCAGGCCAGCCUGGUUUUGGGCAGGGAUUUUUAUUUCAUUUCUCGUGAUGUCCUUAUCUGUGUGGUAAAUGGAGUCAGUCAUUGACUUGUGCAAUGGCGCUUGAUGUAAUCUCUCUCUCUUUUUCUUUUUUUUUUUGUAUUACAGUAUUCUUAUACAUGCUUUUUAUUUUACUUCUUGCGUACCAGUGAUACCAGUGAUUGUGCAUGGAGCUAGGUCAAAGUUGUGACGUAGCUACUAUUAAACAAAUGGAGCAUAUUAUACAAUAUAUUUGGAGUCAGAGAUGGUAAGAAAGCAAUGAAAGGUCCAAUUGUAGCAAUAGCGUGUGUGUGUAAAAGUGUGCAGCACAAAUAUUGCACUGCCAUCCAUUUUAGGCCAAUUCAGUAAAUCAUAGCAUCAAUGCCAAUGGAAGAUUCAAAUGCGGGUUAGAUGUCAUAUUUUAUCACAAAUAAGGCCUGUUUGCCAAAAUGUGUUGAGAGGGAGGGAGAGAGGAAAGCCUCUCUGUUAAGCAGCAAUGGAUUUAUGCAUAUGUUCAAGCAGUUUACAGUCUGACCAUCAAAUCUGAGCCAUGAAUUUACUGACUGAAAUGAAUGUAGGGUCAGUUCAGAGCGCGACAGUUUUCUUUCUCCCGACUUUAAACUGUUGCUCUUCAUUUGUCUUGCGUAGAUAUGAAUAUACAGGUAGCAUGUAGAAAUAUAACUCUCUACUUAUUCUAAUCUAUGUGUAGUAGUCUUCCUGCUUUGAAGGUCUGGAUAUGUUUUAUUUAAUUUAUUUUUUUCAGGUCCCCCCCCCCACCACGACCACCCCUCUUUCCCGCCUUUUAGGCGUUUAUAGUUGUGUAGAAUGAAGCCUAAAACCAUAAAGGAUAAAAUUGUAGAUGAAUUUAACAUUAACGGUCAUCCAUUCCAUUGAGAUUGCCUUACAGUACAGUGAAGCAAGACGGACAAAAAAACAAAAAGGUCUACAGUAGAUAUGAUGACACAUACUCAUAAAUAGCCUAUAUUUGACAAAAUGCACCUAAGCUACACCCAUUUAGUGCCAUAGAAACCUUGAUUUGCCUUUAGACAUGAAUCAUAUUUACUCGGUCAGUAACAUAUUCAGACGUAGACAGGAUUCUUACAGUUUUGUGUUGGGAGCUGCAUGUCUCUAAGCCAGUUAUAUUACUCAAAAGAAAGCUAUAUAAAUGUGCAUGAGAAAUUACUACUUAAAAUACAAGUAUUCUGUUGAAUUUUGGUGUAUUUUAUAAUUGGACAUUUUUUCUGAAGUAUAUAGGUAGUCCCUUUAGUAUUGACGAAGCAAUCCAUUGUUUGUGUUUUUAACAAGGUGGUUUAUAUUGUGUGUUACAAAGAAGAAAAAAAAAUCAUUUUUGAUGUCCCCAAAAAAAAAAAAAAAAAAAGCAUACUAUAUACAAUAUAGAAUUGAUUUGCCUCAAUGGAUGUCUUGGUUUUUACUUGAAGUAAAUGGCAAAUUUCAAUUCAACUCUGAUCCACUGUUGAGCCUUUUGCCUUAAAAGCUAUAACAGAAAAUAAAACCUGGCAGCACCCGAGACGCUACAUCUCCUGUAGAGUUAUGCUUCUUGCUUUGAUUGCUUUAAAACAAAAACAAAAUUGGCUACUUUUAGGUCCCGCAGACGCCACCCCGGGGGGUCGAGAAGCACACAGAUAAAUUGAGGUAGCACAUAGCUCAAGGUUGCCAUGGUACCAAGAUAGCUCUGAGAGUUUGGGAUUUCGCCAUAUUUUCCACUGUGAAUGAAUGAAUGACUUCAGAAUUCACUUGUAAACACAAUCAAACUAUGGCUUCUCUGUUAUCCAGAGCCAAGUGACACUGGGAAUUGACGUUGUGUACCUCAAACAAAAAAAAAAAAAAUACUAAGACACGAAGGAUGCUUGUACAGCUAUGCUAACAAAGAGGAAAAAAAAAAGAAAAAGAAAAAGAAAUCCUUGUACAUCCAUCUUGUGGGUUGUGUAAUUCUGCUUAAACCAGCCUAAACCAGACGAUCUGCGCGGAAGCGUUUGAUCAGCGUUGGCGGAUGUCUCUUGUUUCCUACUUGGCGAAGGGGCAGCCAACUGCACCUUGUACUUUUUAUUGGACCUGCAGUUUUACCUCAUCAGUGAUCUUUUGUGUGACGAUGCUGACAUUGAUUGUGUGGUGUUUUUGUUCCUUCCCCCUGAUGUCAGUCAUGUAGAUUACUUGCAAGUAAAAGAAGUAGUUUCGUGUGCUUGUGACUUUACAACAGAAGUUUGUCAUAUCUAAACAUGCACUAGCCCUUUUUUUUUUAAACUGAAGCGCAUAUUUACCCUGUUCCAACACAUCUCCCUUCAUUACAAUUAACAGAUGAAACUGUUAUUUGGUGCAAGUCAGAGUAAGAAGGUCCAGUUAAAUAUCAGCUGGGAUGUUAAGGUAGCUAUAAAACUUUACCUCUGUAAGUCAAAACAAUAUAACUUCACUGUAUAACAACCUUCCCAGCUGGUUAUUCAUUCCCUCUACCCCACCAAUAUGACCUGUGUAAUACCAAGCACAGAGGUGGCACGGUGCCUUUUACUUGUAACUACCGAAAGGUACGGUCUUCCAUUUGUAUUUCCCAGAAGCCUUACAAUGGGGAAGAAAAAAAACACACUGAACAUACGUGGUGGCAGAACCGAACUCCCUCUGAGCAUCAUCAUUUAAAGGGCAUAUAUCAUAAAUUUUUACCGCUUUUCUUUUCCAAUUGGUGUUCAGGCUUGUAGCUUGUGCUAAUAAUUUGCGCUAAUAACAGGAAGCACAAGGCCGCCUAAAUUUAUGACACCUUGGAUGCAAAACUCUGGCGUUGAUUGUAAUAUUACGUCCAUCCAAGACAAAAAUAGAGAUGCUAAAGACUUGAGAUGGAAAAAGUUGGAAGAAAUGUUUUCUAGGAGUGGUAACUUGGAGACCUAACAAACCAGCACCCUAUAGAGUGAUUAAAGCUCUUUUAGAGCAAAGUGGUGAAUUGGGAAAACUAAACAGCUGGUAGGAUUCAGUUCUGACAUUUCUACUGUGAUGUGGUUUUGUCUCACUUUUGUACACAUAAUAGGUCAGUGAAUUUGUUUUGUUUUUUUGUGAAGGUUUAACUGCAUCACAGUAAUGUAUCUGUAAAAACUCCAAUUACUCCAAUCUGUCACUCCACUCAAACUCAAUUUGCAAUUUUGGCCCUGAAAAAAUCACUACAAUAUUUGUACUUCUAGAUAGAAGGGAACUUAAAAUACUGACGUUAAAUCCGAUCGGCACCAGUCCUCCUGCGACUCUGCUACUAUAAACAAAGCAAUGGUGGAUGGAUAUUCAAUCAGGCUUUAGCUGCAAACACACUCAUCCAUUUGGCUCAGACACGUAGAAAAAAAAUUACAGCUGAAGCUGUCAUCGCUAAAUGUUUAAAGUGGUUACAAAUGUUUUUUGUUGUGAUUUUAAAGUAAAUAAUGGAUCUCCAAAAUGGUUCUAUCAUAUGAUAUUUGCCCUUUAAAUUAUGUUUCAAAUUAAAAGUAAAAGCCUAAAUAACUGCCUCUAGAUUCGCUUGGAUUUCUCCACACAUUUCCCGUGACUUUUAGCGUUGCAGAAGAAAUUGCACACUACUGGUGCGAUUUCCUUUAGGCACAUCAAACGGUGAACGAACGAUCGGUAGAUUGAAAGCACAAAUCCAAAGAAGGCACCUCGGCGCUCGGAGGGCUCUCCGAACCAUAAGAAGCAAAGCAGACCAAAUUUAGGUCAAGAUGUGAGGGAGGAAAUAAAAUAAAAAAACAGAAAUUGUGAGGCUUGAUUAUUAGAAACACAGUAACUGUAGAGAGACCGCUGUCUGAAAUUCCAGAGCUGCUUCUGAUUAUUCCUCUCAGCCUUCUGGGUUAUUCAUCUAUGAUUAGUAACUUCUUCACAGUGCAAACCAAGUCGUCAUCGAACUUUAGGGUGAACUGUUUGUUGUGACUGUGUUGCGAAUUGAUUGUGGAGAUAGUAUUGUGUUAUUUUAGGGUAGACUGAACUAGAAAUAGGAUUGCAGUUUGUAGCUGUGUGCAGUGUUAAUAACGGUGUGAUCAUAUUCUAGAAGUGGCGUAACAUUUGUUGUCUUACUAUGACAUUAAGGCAUGAAAAUCUUCUGUCAAGCUGACCUCGUUUGAAAUAGAUAUAAGUGCAAUAACCUUUUGUUUAUCAUCGCUUCCUCGGUUGAGUAAGAAAAAAAAAAUUAUGAUCCCUUCUCUUUCCUUUUGAUAAAAAAAACAAACAAAAAAACACCAAAAGUCACUGAUCUGUAGCAAAUGAAGGAUUUCAGCGGUCCUCUUGUUUGUAUUCAGAGGUGGCAUUUAAACGUGAGAUGUGAGAUUCUGUUCUUAAAACUGUGAUUUAAAACGAAAGUUUAAAAGCUGCCUGCUCAAACACAGGACCGUGCACAAGUUGAAAAGUUGGAAUUGAUUUUGUUUUGUUUUGUUUUGAUGGAUGGACUUUGAUGGUAUUGUAAUUUGAACUAGACACGUUCCUUUGCAUGUGUCCGUGUGUUUAUAUGCUUCCUCGUUUCCUCCUUUUUAGUCGGUGAUAUGAGGGGAAAAAAACUAAAAGGAAAUCUGAAACGCCUUAUGUUGUUCUCAAUGUUAAGCAUUAAGGUUGUUGUUUUUUUUUUCACGCCCCUCCCUUUUCUGUGUGUAGCCGAAAGCUUGUACAGUCAAACCCACAGGAGAUUUCCACCCGUGCGUUUGUAACUCGGAGGUUUUUAGAGAAACAUUUCCCCCCUGGAAGUGCCGUUUGUUUUCACCAGCAGAAGAUUCGUUACCGGGGGAGAGAGGGGAGAUCGCGUUUACACAAAAAGGUGGAAAGUGGAUUUUGGAAACACUUUGAAAUGAAUGAAACCAAGUAUUGUACGCAGGUGAAGUAAGACGGUUAUAUUCUGAUGGAGCACCUUAUUGACUUGCUCCUUCUGUGAGUCUCCUAUUGAUCUUGAUUACUCUAAAGCAGAGCCAUAUCAGAGAAUUUGCCCAUUAGGAGCCCCCAUGAAUGUGCUUUUAGCUGUAGGAUGUAUAUUGCAUGUUUUGUGAUACUUUAGUUGUAUUUGUAGUCUCUUUCAUGUAUUUUUUUUUCUCUCUCUCUUUGGUUUAGUCUGCUUCACUGAAGAUUUUACCACCUUACUGCAACUCAUGAGCUUUUAACAAAACUGCAUCAACUGGACUUUAGGCAGGUGUUGAUGUGCUGCUGAGGCAGCCUUAAUUCAUUACAGAUUUAAAGAAAAAUAACAAGAAUUGAAAAGUAAACCACUCGCGUUGUUUUAAUGCGAGUGGCUUAUCUGGGAAAUAAAGUCGGAGCCCUUGUACGUGGAAGGACUCUGAAUCAGGGCAUGUGAUGAAUUACAAUCAAAUUAUUACCACGAUGCACCUUCACAAGCAUAGGAGGAGGAAAAAAGUUGGCUUGUCCACCUGACAUUCCAAAUUUGAUUUAGUUUUUCUUCCACGGUCCUGUCUUUUUUUAUUAUUAUUAUUUCAUUUUGCUUUGCUGGUGAAUAAAGUGUGUCAAUGACAGGGUUCCCUAUUUAGCAUAACGCUGAUUACCUCAUUUACAAGUCUGCAAAUAUACUAUUCUACUGUGUAUGAAGGAGUUGAUGCCAUCACCAGCAGCGCGGUCUCCAGACCUAUGAUGACAACAGGACCAAUGAAUUUACUCUGCUCACAUCAGCCACUUUCAGAGGAACCACCCAACUAGAAACAAGCGGAUGGAAACAUGAUUGAACUUUUAUUUUGGCGGGCCAAAAACAGCCGUCGACAAUUUACUUCAGUUGAAAGCCACAGCAGCUGCUAAUCCAGUCAACACGUACAGAUGCAUCUCGAUUCAGCAGAAAACCGACAUGAAGUUAAAUUACUUGAGUAUAUUUAAAGUUUUUGUUCCUGUUGACUUUGAUUGUCGCUUCACUGCUACUGAAAAUCCCAAAAGUCGUUUUUUCAGAAGCGAUAUGAUCAGAGCUCCUUUGACAUGAUCUGUCCGCAAUUAAAGAAUCUACUCAAACAUUUAAGCCAACUUUGCUUCACAGUUUUCCUUCCACUCAACUUUCCAUGAAUGGGCUUGUAAACGGUACAAACAUUCAUCUUUGAUAAUGACGGUUUCCUGAUUAGCUGAAUCUUCAUUAGCUGUAAGCCACAAUCCUUAUCGGACGUUUUUCCUUCCUCUCAACUUUCCAUGAAUCUAACUUUAUACAGUAUGAACGGCCAUCUUUGUUAGUAGUGACAUUUUAUGGAUGUUUCCAAAUUAACUGAAUCGUCAUUAGCUGUAAGAUAAACCUUACAGCUGAAGAAGUCCUUACUAGACUUUUUUCCUUCCAUUCAACUUUCCAUGAAUUGGCUUGCAUACAGUACAAACAUUUAUCUUCGUUAAUGACGGUUUAUGGCUGUUUCCUGAUUAACUGAAUCUUCAUUAGCUGACAUGACUUUUUCCUUCCACUCAACUUUCCACAGCUCAAGUUGACAUUUUGUUAGUAAUGACAGUUUAUGGCUGUUUCUAAAUUAACUGAAUUGCCAUUAGCUGUAAGGCGAUCCUUGCUGGACUUUUUUCCUUCCACUCAACUUUCCAUGAAUCUGAUUGUAUACAAUACAAACAGCCAUCUUUGUUAGAAGUGACGUUUUAUGGAUGCCUCCGAAUUAACUGAAUCUUCGUUAGCUGCAAGCCAUCAUUGUCAGAAAUAACAGAAUAGAAUCUUGAAGUUUUGUCUCUGUUUAGCUAAUCUGAUUCCAGUAUAGAGUGAGUUUCUCUUUUUAAAUUGAGAUGCACCUGUGUCGUCAGAUUAAAAAUUUAAUUUAGAAAAUCUACCAGCUCAAACACUGACUGGGGUGGCAGCUGUUGGCGCUAACUAUCGUGGUUCAGUAAUCCUGGCGUAUCACAGAUAUUUCAACAUUCUAGCAUUGCUCGCUGUUUUGUUUUUGUUUCUUCGUAGCAUUACUCCUACCUCCUUGUUUUGCAGCAUUGAGUAUUGUUCGUCUCUCCACCUGUUCUGGCUUUUAAUGGGUCAGUCCACUGUACGGGAAUACAGAUUUAUCAUGAGCAAUUGUAUACUUAUACAUAAAGUGUGCUUGGAUGUGCUGUACAUGUCUACUUGACGUUUAAAAAAAAUAUAUUUAUGAGAAGCAUUUAUACGACUAAAUACCACUGGAAUGUGAAGCCAGACAAAUUGUGAUGCAGAUUAUGAUAGUCUCUCCCCUUUAACAUUCAGUGGUGAAUGGUCAGAGGAACCAUCUUUAGUAAAGUAAAUGAUUACCUUUUCUUUCUAGUUUAUUUCAUUUUUCUGUGUAUGCUUUUCUGUCCAGCCCUAUAAUAUGAGAAUUCAACGUUUACAGCUUCAUUUAGGCUCAUGCAGCUGUACUGAUAUCACAGGUUGUCACGAUGAAGAUGGGUAGGUGGAUUCUGAUUUUGAGGGUUGGAGGGGAGGAAAGUCGGUUUGUGUCCCUCAAGCUGUUUGCCUUUGAAUCCAUCUGUCCAGAUUCUGGCUGCGUAGGCGUCCGUCUCUCCACACUGCCCUCACAUUUUACACCGGGUUUGACUUACAAGGGGUACAGGACAAGGUGAAAGGUUUGAGGUUUUCUCCCCACCAAAUAUUACGGCCCUCCCCUCCCCCUGCUGCCGCCACCUACACACACCAACACGAAAACAAAAACUGUACCAGCCCCACUCCACAAACCCGCCGUCUCACCUGAAACCUCAAGCCAUUCAUGUUUCUGUUUUUGUUUCUUCAACAAUGCAAUCCUGAAAGCACUUUGCCUUGUUAUUCCUUUGUGUGAACAUGUGAAUGAUAAUUUGUUACAGAAAUGUUAAAUAUGUAAAAGAUCAUUCACUGUUUUGGAAAAACCCGCAUCUGUCUUUCUGACGUUAAAAGAAAAAAAAAACAGUUUAGUGACAUUAAACCUGAAUCUAUUUUAUAAAAUGUUUGCUGCAGCCAAUUGGUCUUGUCAUUCAGUAUUGUGGCUUAGGGUUGUUUGUGUUCAAUAAAGUGCUAUUGCUAAAUA
This is a messenger RNA of Gambusia affinis (western mosquitofish), 15228 nucleotides long. RefSeq names its product ankyrin repeat domain 52a (gene ankrd52a). The coding region runs from base 230 to 3463 and encodes 1077 amino acids. The transcript is spliced from 28 exons. NCBI's taxonomy places the organism in Eukaryota, Metazoa, Chordata, Actinopteri, Cyprinodontiformes, Poeciliidae. Gene Ontology annotation, molecular function: protein binding. The record is from RefSeq and is a predicted model, not a curated record.